AUUCUUCGCGAUAAUCUGAUCCCUGACCCCUUCACCAUGACCAAUCCACAUGCUUGGCCGUCACAAGGAGGCGGGGUCUGGUGGAGGGGCAACAGUUGCGGAGCGGUUGUGUCCUCUGACGGUUUGUGACUUGAGGGAUGUUUGCAGGCGUUUGUAUGGCCCUCAGGGCGAUAAAUAUGGACAGUAAUUAGAUCCGAAGGGUUACUGCCCGGGGGAGAGCACCCUUUCGCGGAACGGAAGUGUCCCUUAGUCUGUGAUUACAGUGAUAGCCCCUUCACUGCUCAUCAUGUUGGCUCAGCGUUUCCGCAGUUUGGCGCUCCGUUUGCAGCGGGCCCUUGGCUCAAUCCCUGCAUGCCAAGGUGUACCGAAGCUCUUACCAUCUUGUGUUGCCCUUCAGCUGUGCACUGCAAAGAAUUUAACGUCGUCUGAGUUCAAACAGAGCGAUGCGAACCAGAGGAAAACAUCAAAAGCUCAACUAGAAACAAUUCACCGUGCUGACACCGGCUCUUCGUCUUCUGUAUUUACAGCCGGGGCAGCCAGCAAAAGAGCAGAGUCCGCAAAAAGCCGAAUGGGUGUCGAAAUGGCUGAUGCUUCAACAGUGACAAAAGUUACAAAAACGUUAGUUCCACUGAAGCCUUUAAAUGUAGAUGACUGGAAGAAAUUGAAAAAGGAAUCGUACAAUAAAACUCGUUUUGCAGUAAGCAUGAUGGAAAAACUGCUGUCUGCUCGUGCUGAUAUUGAUGUGGCUAAAUCGCUUUUAGUUUUUGUGACAAUGGAAAGUGGUACUGUUGAAUAUGAACUCCUUCUAAAGUAUUUGGCACUGUGUGUCCAACAGCAGCAUCUGACUGAAGUACUUGAUUUAUAUGUCAUGAUGAAAUCGAGAUUCAAAGUAUUGGACAUUGGAGCUUACAGCCUCUUCAUUAGUGGCUUUUGCAAGACAGAUCGUUGGAGAGAGGCUGUGGUAUUUUUAGAAUCAAUUAAAAAACUGGUUACCCCAUCACCAAGGAAUUAUGGGGAUAUCAUUAUUUCUGCACUCCAACAUAAAGAAGUAGAAACUGCAUGGAUAUUGCUUAAAGAAAUGGAAAGCAAAAACUUAAAACCAACUGAGAGCACAUUGCAAACAUUUUUUGAUCAUGGCAAGUCAUUUUAUGAUGAUCAGUAUGAAAAUAAGAUAAUGUAUAUCCUCUUCUACCUGAGAAACAAUCAGAUAUAUCCUGGGGAAGGUUUAAUGCACAGUAUCCAUUCAUGGUUUGAAAGCAUCCCAGGCAACCAAUGGAAAGGGCAUGAAACAACUAUAUUACAGAGUGGAGAAUGCCCCAUAUGCAACACGUUAUUGGAAUCAAUUCAGUUGAGUACAGAAGAAUAUCACAUGUUAAGAGAUUGUGUGAUGAACGACAUUAUUCAAGGGACAGAUACUUUUAAAAAGACAACUCCUCAGGAACUGCAACAUUUCCAAACCUUUGUGAAAAACCAUCUGCCUUUUGAUGUUGUAAUUGAUGGAUUAAAUGUUGCUAACAUCGCACCCAAGGGUAAUCAGUCCAGAAUUCUUCUGGAUGUAGUGUCUUUCCUUGCAAAUCGAAACAUGCGACUUCUUGUCCUUGGACGGAAGCAUAUGCUGAGAGGAACGCGCAGCUGGGACAAAGGUCAUAUGGCUGAAAUACAGAAGUAUGCUGACUGCUUCUUUACAGAAAAUAUUUCUGAAGAUGAUCCCUUCUUGUUAUACGCAACUAUACAUUCAGGCAAUCAUUGUAAAUUCCUUAGUAGAGACCUCAUGCGGGACCACAAAGCUUGUUUGUCUGACCAGAACACCCGAAGACUGUUCUUCAAGUGGCAGCGUGGACACCAGCUUGUGUUGUCAAGGUAUAAUCCAAGGAAGAGGAUGAAAUUCGAGAUCAUAUCAAGAUAUGACACCAUAGUACAGACUUCACAUGAUACUUGGCAUAUACCAUAUGAUGAAGAAGGUGUAGAGAGAUGUUCCUAUGAAGUUCCACGUAAAUGGUUGUGUCUUCGAAAACAUAACUGAAGAGAAGCAAUUGAUAGAAAUUUUGAUGUGCCUGUUCUCUUGCUUUAAGGAAUUGUUGUGUUCUGUUUUUACAUUUGAUAUUUAUUUAGUGGUUCUGGAAUAUUUUGUUUUAUUUCUCAAAUUGCUUUGACAUUUUCCAUUUUUUCUUUUCUUGUGCUGUGAUUUGUGUUUUAAUAUGAAUUUCCAGGUGCCAAUUGUCUUUUACCACUUCAGCCAAAUGACCAUUCUUCCUGUUUCUGUCUAGAUGGUAUCAGCAGUGUUUUUGAACCUGUUGAUAUUGUCACCAUUAUAUUGAUGACCCCCAUAGUACAUAAUUUUUUUUUUAUAUAUCCUACAUAGCAUAAUGGAUAGUUAUAAUGAUCUAUAGCACCUGACUCCCAUUUUUCCAUGUUGUUUUCUCCUUCUCUAAAUCCCACCUCUCCAUCAAACUCUCUUAGCCAAACAAGCAAUUUAAUCAGUGAUUUUUAAAAAAUAAAUGAAAAUGCUGACCAACAAAGUUAAGCCAAUGUAAUGGCUUAUUGUAUUCCAUGUCAAGUUAUCCUGGUAGAGUUCCAAUAACUCAGUACAAAUAAAGAAUUCAAACUUAUUGAUCUUUAUAUAACCUAAUUGCCACAUUAUGUACCAAUAAUUACAAACAGAGUGCUGGAGAGAUUCAGCAAGUUUGGCAGUAUCUGUGAAGACAAAACAGAGUGAAUGUUUUGAGUCCAGUGAUGACUCUUCAGAACUGCCAGCAAUUUCCCACUAGCAAUUUGUUUUUAUUUGUUUCAGAUCUCCAACAUCCACAGUUCUUUGUUUUAUUGUUAUGUACCAAUAUGACACUGGUAAAAUUUGGACAUUAUUUAAUUGUUUGGUUACAUAUUUGAAUUAAGCAUUCAGAAUUAUUUGCCUCUUAGGUUACCCAAGGGCUGCUGUGAUGUAGAUGAUUGUCUUGCGUAUAUAAAUUGCAUUAUGUCUGCUCAACAAGUUCAUAUUCUGAUUAAAGUAGUAUUAUUGAUAGUCUUUGAACUUUGCAAAACCUAAUUAAUCAUGGUUAGAAGUCACAUGACACCAGGUUACAGUUUAUUUGAAAUCACAAACUUUUGCAGCACUGCCCCUUUGUCAUGUGAAGUGAAGAGAAGCAUACAGGCCCAGAAUUUACAAGCAGAGAGGUCAGUGGGCAGAGAAAUCAAAAGAUCAUACAAAUGGUGUGCAUGGAGUGUCAACAGCUGACUAAUUUCUGGCCUCUGACAAAAUGAUUUUUUAAGCUUCAUCAAAAACAGCAGCUGCGCUUUCUUAAUUCUCAAUGUUACUAGUGCUUAACUUAAAAUCCUUGACAGAAAUUGUUUUAGAAAUGAUCUGGCAAUGAAAUCUGAAGCAUAAUUGCAUAUUCAGCAGUCUUGGAAGUAUUGAGUUCUACGACAUAAAACAGAACGUUUGGCUUAUAAAGCAAGUACCAUCUAUUUUACUGCAUUGAAGUCUCUACUCGACUUACCUACCCUUGUUUAUUUCCCCGUAUCCUUAGCCAGACUCUCAAUUAUUCUGCUGAGUGCAAUUAUUUCAUUUCAUAUUAAAAGAACUUCUGUUUCAA
Stegostoma tigrinum is the source of this 3590-nucleotide messenger RNA. It is a transcript of the gene prorp, whose product is annotated as protein only RNase P catalytic subunit. Gene Ontology annotation, biological process: tRNA 5'-leader removal; mitochondrial tRNA 5'-end processing. Bases 287 to 2023 code for a protein of 578 amino acids. The record is from RefSeq and is a predicted model, not a curated record. NCBI's taxonomy places the organism in Eukaryota, Metazoa, Chordata, Chondrichthyes, Orectolobiformes, Stegostomatidae. The transcript has 7 exons. Gene Ontology annotation, molecular function: protein binding; ribonuclease P activity. Gene Ontology annotation, cellular component: mitochondrial ribonuclease P complex; mitochondrion.